This is a messenger RNA of Elephantulus edwardii (Cape elephant shrew), 2136 nucleotides long. It is a transcript of the gene CNNM3, whose product is annotated as cyclin M3. Gene Ontology annotation, molecular function: transmembrane transporter activity. NCBI's taxonomy places the organism in Eukaryota, Metazoa, Chordata, Mammalia, Macroscelidea, Macroscelididae. Gene Ontology annotation, cellular component: plasma membrane. The transcript is spliced from 8 exons. Bases 1 to 2136 code for a protein of 711 amino acids. Gene Ontology annotation, biological process: magnesium ion homeostasis; transport. The record is from RefSeq and is a predicted model, not a curated record.
AUGGCGGCGGCAACGGCUGCCGGUUGGCUGGGCUGGUUGUUCGCUGCGUUCUGCUUGGGCAGUACCAUCGGGAAAGCAACGUCGGGCCCGCAAGUACUGGGUUUCUGCGUGGAGGAGGACGGAGACCAGGGUUCAGGGUGGACGCGAGGAGAGGUGUUGGGGGCCGUGCCGGAGGCCACCUUCCUCCUGCGUUUCUCCGGCUCAGGCUUUGCCAACAGCUCCUGGUCCUGGGUUGCCCUCGAGGUGGCCGGCUGUCCCGAGGACAGGCCGUCCGCGGCGCCGGAGUUAGUGACGGCCCCUGCGGCAGGCGCGGGCGAGUGGCGUGCACUCCUGCGCCUGCGCGCCGAGGCCUUGCGUCCGCACUUGUCCCAGCUGGCGGUGCGCGUGGAGCCGGGCGGUGCGGCAGCUGAGGAGGCGGCGCCGCCCUGGGCGCUGGGCCUGGGGGCGGCCGGGCUGUUGGCGCUGGCGGCGCUGGCGCGGGGCCUGCAGCUAAGUGCGCUGGCGCUGGCUCCGGCCGAGCUGCAGGUGCUGCGGGAGAGCGGCUCGGAGGCGGAGCGCGCGGCUGCGCGGCGCCUAGAGCCUGCGCGACGGUGGGCGAGCUGCGCCCUGAGCGCUCUCUUGCUGCUCGCCAGCCUGGCGCAGGUGGCGCUUGCUGUGCUGCUGUACCGCGCCGCCGGCCAGCUCUUGGUGCCCGCCGUGCUGGGGAGCGCGGGGCUCGUGUUCCUGGUGGCGGAGGUGGUGCCUGCCGCGGUGAGCGGACGCUGGACGCUGGCACUGGCGCCUCGUGCACUCAGCCUCAGCCGCCUGGUGGUGCUGCUCACCCUGCCUGUUGCCCUGCCGGUGGGUCAGCUGCUGGAGCUGGCGGCACGCCCCGGGCGCCUCCGCGAGCGGGUGCUGGAGCUGGCGCGCGGCGGCGGUGACCGCUACAGCGAUCUGAGCAAGGGCGUUUUGCGCUGCCGGACGGUGGAGGACGUGCUCACGCCGCUCGAAGACUGCUUCAUGUUGGAUGCCAGCGCUGUGCUGGACUUCGGUGUCCUGGCCAGCAUCAUGCAGAGUGGCCACACGCGCAUCCCCGUGUACGAGGAGGAGCGCUCCAACAUCGUGGACAUGCUCUACCUCAAAGACUUGGCCUUUGUGGACCCUGAAGACUGCACGCCCCUCAGCACUAUCACGCGCUUCUACAACCACCCACUCCACUUCGUCUUCAACGACACAAAGCUGGACGCUGUCUUGGAGGAGUUCAAGCGAGGGAAGUCCCACCUGGCUAUCGUGCAGAAGGUGAACAAUGAGGGGGAGGGCGACCCCUUCUACGAGGUCCUCGGCCUGGUCACCCUGGAGGAUGUCAUCGAAGAGAUCAUCAAGUCAGAGAUCCUGGACGAGUCUGAAGACUACCGAGACACAAAGGUGAAGAGGAAGCCUACUUCUUUGAGUGCCCCUCUCAAGCAGAAGGAGGAAUUUUCCCUGUUCAAAGUGUCCGAGGAUGAAUGCAAAGUGAAGAUCUCGCCACAGCUGCUCCUCGCCACACAGCGCUUCCUUUCUCGAGAGGUGGAUGUGUUCAGCCCCCUGCGAAUCUCCGAGAAGGUCCUGCUGCAUCUGCUAAAGCACCCCAGUGUCAACCAGGAAGUGAAGUUUGACGAGAGCAACCGCCUGGCUGCGGACCAUUACCUCUACCAGCGCAGCCGGCCGGUGGAUUACUUUAUUCUCAUCCUACAGGGCAGAGUUGAAGUGGAGAUCGGGAAAGAGGGUUUGAAGUUCGAGAACGGGGCCUUCACCUACUAUGGAGUGUCUGCCCUGGCAGCACCAUCGUCGGUUCACCAGUCCCCGGUGUCCUCGCUCCGCCGUGAUCUGCAGCCCGAGCCAGCAGAUGGCCCCCGUCCUUCCACCUACUGUCCAGACUACACUGUGAGGGCCCUCUCUGACCUGCAAUUUAUUAAGGUUACGCGGCUGCAGUACCUCAAUGCACUCCUGGCUAGCCGAGCUCAGAAUUUGCCACAGUCCCCUGAAAGCAUGGACGUCCAGGUUAUCCCAGGCAGCCAGACCAGGCUCCUCUGUGACAAGACGGCGGCAGCACCAGGGUCCCAAAGCAGAGCAGGCAUCCCAUCAGAGGAGAGUCCUGGGAGGAACCCAGGAGUUUAA